Pundamilia nyererei is the source of this 2044-nucleotide messenger RNA. RefSeq names its product cholesterol 24-hydroxylase-like. The transcript has 15 exons. NCBI's taxonomy places the organism in Eukaryota, Metazoa, Chordata, Actinopteri, Cichliformes, Cichlidae. Gene Ontology annotation, molecular function: iron ion binding; cholesterol 24-hydroxylase activity; heme binding. Bases 413 to 1945 code for a protein of 510 amino acids. The record is from RefSeq and is a predicted model, not a curated record. Gene Ontology annotation, biological process: cholesterol catabolic process.
CUCCUUUAUGUCGCAAAAUCGAAACUGCGCCUGUUUAAUAAAUCCCAGCAGUAGCCUUUUUAAAUUGUAGAGGGUUUUUGCACUUGUUCACAAUGUUCGCAAAAUAACAGCGCGAAAGCUGUGACAUUCAGUGCGUCUCCGUGGGCUCUCUUCUCUGAAGUACGCUAUAUCGAACUUCCGCCUGAUUAGAUCUGGCUGUGUGCGGUCGGUAUUUGGAGCUGCUCCCUUGUUUUUCCACAGCCACGGAUCUCCCGUUAAUGCGAGUUUAGAACGACGCCACUGGGGUAAACCAGCUUGUGACCUCACUGAGGCUUGUUUUGUGUCUCCCCUCGGUCUUCAACCAGGGAUCCUUCGCGGUGUUAUAGAAAGGACAACCAUCUUUGACGCAGACGUCUACGGGAUAUUUCUCAGGAUGGCAGUUUUCAGCUUACUUCUGUCUUUGGCUGCUCAGACGCUAACUUUUCUCUUCUUUCUGCUCGUCGUUGUGUUUCUCGGAUACUGCUUGUAUGUUAAACACAUUCAUAUGAAAUAUGACCACAUACCCGGCCCACCGACGGACAGUUUUCUCUUCGGACACUCAGCAUCGCUUUUGAGGAUAAUGAAAAAUGGCGGAAAUAUGCACCAGAAACUUCUGGAGUGGGCGGAUGAGUAUGGGCCUGUCUACAAGAUAUAUGCUCUGCAUUACGCUGUAGUGUGUGUGUCCUGUCCCGAGGCAACAAAGCAAAUAUUGAUGUCCCCAAAAUACCCCAAAGAUAAACUUGUUUAUAAGAGACUUGCCAACCUGUUUGGUCAAAGGCUCUUAGGCAACGGCCUGGCAACAGCACGGGAUCAUGAGCAGUGGUACAAACAGCGCCGGAUCAUGGACCCUGCAUUCAGCAGCCUGUAUCUGAGAGGUCUGAUGGGAACCUUCAAUGAGAGGGCAGAGAAACUGAUGGAUAAACUUGCAGAUGUUGCCGACAGUAAAACAGAAGCUAAUAUGCUCCAGCUUGUCAACUAUGUUACCCUGGAUGUUAUUACUAAGGUUGCUUUCGGGGUGGACUUGGACCUGCUGAAGAACACUUCACAGUUCCCUAAAGCCAUUGAGACAUGUUUGAAAGGGAUGGCUCACUACAUUAGAGACAACUUUUUCGAGUUUAAUCCAAAGAACAGAAGAUACAUUAAUGAGGUGAGGGAAGCGUGCCGCCUGCUGCGCAAAACUGGAGCUCAGUGGAUCGCUGAGAGAAAGGCCGCCAUUGAAAACGGUGACGAGGUCCCCAAAGACAUCCUGACACAAAUCAUCAAAACUGCCAACCAAGAGGAAAUCAUGACUGAAGAAGAUGAGGAAUUUAUGCUGGACAAUUUCGUGACAUUCUUCAUUGCCGGCCAAGAAACAACAGCCAAUCAGCUGGCUUUUUGCAUCAUGGAACUCGGAAGACAUCCUGAUAUACUGGAGAAAGCGAAGAAAGAAGUGGACGAUGUUAUUGGGAUGAAACGUGAAAUAAGCUACGAUGACCUGGGCAAGUUGGUCUACCUGUCACAGGUGUUAAAAGAGACUCUAAGAAUUUACCCCCCAGCUCCGGGCACGUCUCGUGAUGUUGCUGAAGACAUGGUGAUUGAUGGUAUCCACAUACCCGGGGGAUUUAGCGUUGUUUUCAGCUCCUAUGUGAGCGGGAGACUGGACAAAUUCUUCGAGGAUCCACUAAAAUUUGAUCCAGACAGAUUUCACCCAGAUGCUCCCAAGCCUUAUUACUGCUACUACCCCUUUGCCCUCGGUCCUCGCUCGUGUCUGGGACAGAACUUUGCUCAGAUGGAGGCUAAAGUGGUGAUGGCCAAACUGCUCCAGAGGUUUGACUUCACUCUCGUCCCGGGACAGACCUUUGACAUCCUGGAUGCUGGCACACUCAGACCAAAGAGUGGAGUGUUGUGCACUUUGAGUCACAGGGAUUACAAAAAUAAAAGAUCUUAAAGGACUUUACAUAAAAAGAAAUCAUAGUGGUCUAUAGGGUAAAACUGUGGUGAUCUACUCCUACCUAAAAGCUGUGAUUAAAAAAAUAAAUCGUUAUAA